This is a messenger RNA of Plasmodium coatneyi, 2013 nucleotides long. Its product is annotated as KIR protein. The record is from RefSeq and is a predicted model, not a curated record. The transcript has 5 exons. The coding region runs from base 1 to 2013 and encodes 670 amino acids. NCBI's taxonomy places the organism in Eukaryota, Apicomplexa, Aconoidasida, Haemosporida, Plasmodiidae.
AUGUACGGAGGGGGCAAUGUUGUGACCUUGGCGAAUAAAAUUGUGCAAAACUACUGUUUAGCAUGUAGCGGGGGAAGAGGGUUGUAUAUGCUGUCCGAUAAUGAACGUUGUCCAUUUUUCUAUUUUUGGUUAGGUGAUAAGGUAAAGGAAAAAUUUAACAGAGGAAAAGAAUUCUCACCGGUUAUGGCGGAAAUUUACAAUAAACUGAUGAGUUUCCAGGGUGGAUGUGAUUGCACUAAUAUAUACAAAGGUAUGAACAAAGACAAAUUCGAAAAGGCGAAAAAAGUAUUUGAUUGGUAUUAUGACUACAAUAAGCUACUGAAGGAUAACACGGAGUGUUAUAAAUAUUGCGAAAAGAACAAUUGUGACACCUUGUACAACACAGCCCAAACAGCAUAUACAACAUUAAGUUCAAACUGCUGGAGUACUUACGGAGAUGCAUAUUGUAACGAAUUCAAGAAGAAAGGAGGGAAAGCGGAAUAUGGGCCACCGCAGCAACUAACAAAACAAACGUGCCCUGAACCACCACCUGCAGCAAAACUUGUAGCAGCAAAACCACAGUACUAUGAAGAUAAUACUCCAUAUGCGCUAUAUAAUAAUAAAAAUCACACAGACACCAAUAAAUUACCUUCAGUAAAAAUGUACGAAGAACUGGACGCAGGCAAAACAUGUAGCUUGCAGGUCGGUGCACAAGUUCAUAAGAAAGGAAUAGUGGAUGGUGUCAAAUGGGCAUUAGGACAGUACACAAAAAUUAAGGACGAUGCCGAUAACAUUGCAAAGGGCUGGUGCUACGUAUGUGAAAAGAAGGAAAGAGACAGUCCGUCCAAUGACGAUUGGUGCCAUCUGUUCUAUUAUUGGUUAGGUGAAAAAAUAAAGGGAAAAUGGAUAAAAGGCUCUUUUUCAAUGGCUAUGAAGGAAAUUUAUGGGCAACUGCAAAAAUUCGAUUCUAAAUGUACGUGCACCAAUUUGUACGAUGGUAUGAAGGAGGAACGUUUCGAACCGGCUAAGAAGUUAUUCGACUGGUACUAUGACUAUAGUACUAUACGAAAGAAAAAGGAGUGCAGUAAAUAUUGCAAUAAUAAGGAAUGUGAGGUACCCUUCGAGGCAGCUAAAGGAGCAUAUUCAGAGUUAAGUAAAACUUGUUCAACUCGUUCUGGAGAUGCAUAUUGUGACAAGUUUAAGGGACCCCCUAAGGAGGAGGAAUAUAACCCACCACACGAACUGACGUGCCCCACAUCCCCUGAGCUCUUACCACCAUCAUCACUUGGAAGAAUGGAAGCUAACGCAGAAGAUGGACCUAUCCAAAGUGUACUUGCAGAAGCUGAAUCUCUAGCACCUGAAACAGGCCUACCAGUUAGGGAACAGGGUUUGGAGCCUGAAGGAACUACGAAAGGACCUUCGGAAGAAAAUGGGGAAGAACCUUCAAGGAGUGCAGGGGAAGUGACGGAGGAUGCCUCUUCCAGUAGCAGUAGUUCUUCCUCUUCUAGUAGUAGUAGUUCCUCCUCCAGUGGUGAAAGCAGAGCACCAUCAAGUGCAGGCACUUUAACUUUACCAGAAGGGGGGGGAGGGCAAAAUGGAGGUUUAAUAAGUUUAGGGAGUACAGAUGCAGAAGGUGCAACCCUUCCUUUAGACACCACCCCAAUCAUAUCCUCCGUGCUUGGAAUAGGUGGAGGAUUGGCUUCCAUUGCCCUUCUUUUAUACAAGUAUACUUCUGUAUUUUCUUGGAUGGGUAAAACCCCAAAAAGAAGUGGAAAAAGAAGAGAAGGUUCAUUAGUACGAAGGUUGAAUAUCUCUGAAGACGGCUCUACAUUAGACGACUCAAGGGAGGAGUCAACAAAGGAAUAUGAUUCUUCUACGGAAUAUUCAACAGAAAAUUCAAUAGCAGGAGAUGAUUCUACCACAGUAUAUUCUUCUGCUCCAUAUACCACUACUAGGUCUGAAGGAGCAAGGAAUAGUGGACCACAACGAAGGAACGAAGAAAGGAGGAAGAAUAUAAGUUACCAUAGUAUGUAA